AUGACAGAUAACAUCAGUUUCAACAUGAAAUUCUACCUGGAUGGACGCACAAAGGUCACUUUCCCACGUCACACGUCACCUAUAUAUCCCACCGUGAAGUCAUUGGAAGAGUGGGACAUGGUCAGGUUGAUGAGGGUUGACAUGUUGGUCACACUGCUGGCUUGGUAUCUGGAAUCUGACAGCCAAACCACCUUCAACAUUGAGAAUGGGAACACCAACACUAUGCAAGGUGCAGAUUUGCAGAUGGCAGUCAACAUCAAGGACCCUACUGCUUCAGCACCAGACGCAAAUCUGAUGGAUCAGAGUGAUAGAUAUGUGCCUCAGCAAUCCAAUAACAUGAUCAUGGGCAAAGUCAAUGCGCAGUAUGUCAAGAUGCUUGACCUCAUGACUAUGGGCAUGCACAAGAUCCUCAUAUACAUGGAAUUUCCUAUGAUGGCCCCCCUACUUGUGGCACAGUAUCGAGGAGAGGAACAAAACUGUCCAAAAGUUCAUGGCACCAUUGGCCUCAAUCUUACAGCUGCCAGCAUUGUCAUUCUCUUUGACCAAUGCUGGUCACGCAUGCUGGUGAAUCAGAUCAUUGGACGUGCAUGGCAACUAGGCCAAACAUGGGGGGUCCUUGUCUACAACAUGGUGGCAUUGGGAACUGUCAACAUCUUGAUGGUUGAUCAUGGAGAGGGGAAGGGGAAUAUGCUAGGACAAUUCUUACCUGCAAACAAAGUGGCUGAUGCAGAUGACGACGAUGAAGUGGAAAUUAUUGUUACACCCACACCAGCAGCCAAAUCCUCAAAGUCACAGAAGAAAGUCACAAAAGGCAGCAAGAAACAAACCUGUCAUAUCCCACAAUCCGGACCCAUGUUGCAUCAUAUUCCCACGCCUUCCAAGCCUACAUCCAGACCCCACUUCAUAUCCAACCCAUUCCCAGAUCCUCUUCCGCUGUGUGCUCCACACCUCAGCAGGAUUGACUACGCUCUGGAUUUACCCCUGAGCUCCAGACCAUCGGAUCUCCACUGCUAG
Messenger RNA from Suillus subaureus, 1014 nucleotides. RefSeq lists its product as uncharacterized. The coding region runs from base 1 to 1014 and encodes 337 amino acids. The transcript has 5 exons. The record is from RefSeq and is a predicted model, not a curated record. NCBI's taxonomy places the organism in Eukaryota, Fungi, Basidiomycota, Agaricomycetes, Boletales, Suillaceae.